AUUAGCACAUGGCAUGGCGUGAAAGUAGAUAACAGUGGUUUUGUGACCGAAUUAAAAUUACCCAAUAAUAAUUUAACUGGCUCUGUCCCAGAUGAUAUUGAAAAUUUAACCCAUUUAAGGGUUUUAGAUUUUAGUGGUAAUAAAUUUAACAAUAACAUUUCCUCAAAAAUUGGAAACUUAGCCAAUUUAGAUUCUUUAAGUUUGCGAAAUGCUAAAUUAACUGGUACUAUUCCAACAGAACUGUCAAAUUUAGCAGCAUUAAAGUACUUGUAUUUAGACAACAACACACUUGUUGGUCCCAUUCCUGAUAAAUUUGGUGAUUUAAAAAAUUUGUUAGUCCUAUACAUUAACAGUAAUGACUUAUCUGGAGAAAUUCCAACAACUCUGGGAAAUCUUAGACAACUGCAACAGAUUUAUGCUAGGGAUAAUGUAUUAAGUGGUCCUAUUCCAUAUGCAUUAGCCAAUAUUCCUGCAUUAAAUACAUUUGUAUUUGAUAACAAUCAUCUUUCUGGGACCUUACCUGAUUUUUCAAAUACUUCCAUGAGAACUUUUUUAAUUCAUGAAAAUCCUGAUCUUACUGGUUCUUUAAGGGCCAGUGAAUCUGUUUCAGAGGGACAUCCCGAUAAAGUUGCAGAUCAAAUUUCAGAUGCUAUUUUAGAUAAUUAUCUUUCUUUUGACCCAGACAGUAAAGUAGCUUGUGAAACUUUAGUUACAACUGGUCAAGUGAUACUUGCAGGAGAAAUAAACUCUAAAGCAAAUAUUAAUAUACAGAAAACUGUAAGAACGGUUAUUAAAAAUAUAGGAUAUACCAAAAGUGAGUACCUAUUUGAAGCAAACUCUUGCGGUAUUUUAUCCGCUUUACAUGAGCAAUCACCAGAUAUAAACCAGGGCGUUGAUAAAAUAAAUAAAGAAGAUCAAGGUGCUGGAGAUCAAGGGAUGAUGUUUGGUUAUGCCUCUUCAGAAACAGAUAAUUUCAUGCCCCUAUCUUUGCAUAUUUCAAAUAAACUCCUUCAGGAAUUAGCCAGAAUUAGAAAAAAAGAACUUGAUUUAAUGCCUUAUUUAAGGCCCGAUGCAAAAGCUCAAGUGAGUGUAGAAUAUAAUGAUUCACAUCAACCUAUUAGAAUUCACACCAUUGUGAUUUCAACGCAGCAUGAUGAAUUUGCCUCAGAUACUGGCAUGAAAGAAAAGAUU
This is a messenger RNA of Darwinula stevensoni, 1191 nucleotides long. NCBI's taxonomy places the organism in Eukaryota, Metazoa, Arthropoda, Ostracoda, Podocopida, Darwinulidae. The record is from the annotation of a GenBank genome assembly.